Molecule: messenger RNA, 4477 nt
Organism: Aedes aegypti (yellow fever mosquito)
Lineage: Eukaryota; Metazoa; Arthropoda; Insecta; Diptera; Culicidae
Gene: ena
Product: protein enabled
Exons: 12
Coding region: 1928-3844 (638 amino acids)
Molecular function (GO): SH3 domain binding
Source: RefSeq, a predicted model, not a curated record
CUGCUGUUGUUUCAUGAUCGUUGUUUUCCUGCGCUUCAUCAUUCAUUCGUUCGUGAUUCUUUUCUUCGAUCGGACCGCCGCGGAGAUCCCGUCCGUCUCUCGGUCUCGUUUCAUAUAUCGAAUCGAACAGAAGAACAGUGAACUUUUUGUCGCGCAGCCAUCGCCUUCGUUGUCGUGGUCGUUUUUCCGUCGCCGCGGAGUGUUCCAUAUUAUUUUCCUCUGUCCAGCAGAAAAAAGAUUGUUCAACUACUGGUAAUCCCAAAACAUGGCGACAAAAUUAUUGUGCUGCUGCUGCUGGAAGAAGCAGUGUUCGUGCUAGGAAGGGAAAAGAACCAACAGAAAAUCGGUGAAAAAUCGGUAUCGGUUUCGGGGCGUUGUUUUUUCCGCUUCCGCUGGCUGGAAGAAAAAGCGGUUCGUCGUUUUCCCGGAACGGGAUUUUCACGGGGUGCGACCGCGGAUCGAAGGAGGCGCAGACGGGAUUCGAUUUUUCGGAAAACGAAAAAGUGCAAGUUUUUGGGUGAAGGGAGAAGAAGAAAGCGAAGCAGGAUUUGUCGGUUCUGUACAGGAAGUGAAUCCUCCAGGUGCUUCGGGAUUUCGGGUUUUCUGAAGGAAAAAGGCGAAGAAAGAAGCAAACGAGUUGUGAUGUGUGAAAAAUAAAAAGUUUUUGUCUCAAUUUUGACCGUUUGUGUUAAAAGAGGAUCCUCCGGUAGAUUCCCGAAAAGGGUUUCCAGUCUGUGAGCUGGGGAAAAACGGCCAUUAAAAAGUUAUAUCCGUGCGGGAGGUGUGUAAGCGAAGAAAUUGAUGCCCUUUUUGGGGGGAGUGUAUUCUGAAUCAUUGGUUCGAAACCUAAUUGAGAAGCAUUAAGUGUUGAAUCCUUCCCUCAUUCGGAACAAGCAGGAAGUGAAUCCGGAGAAUCCCUCAAUAAAAGAAGAAUCAGUUCGCCUCUUUGAAGAGUGUUGGAGUGCUGACAGAUGUGCUAAACUGUCCCCCCCCCCCAAAAGUGAAACCUCCAGAACUCUCUCUCUUCCCCUUGUUUCCCAAUUCCUGGAAAUUGCACCUCUGCAAAUUCGCAAAAAAAAGGAACGAACAAAUUUUAUCUUCCAUUUUUCCAACAUCACCAUCAUCCAGAGGAGGCCAACAGAGGCAGAAGCAGAAUAGGAGAACCUGGCUGCACUCACACAGUCACACACACAGCCAAUCUUCCAGACCCGCGACCAGAAGGGCGAAAAUUGCAUCCAGUCUUCUGUUGCAGGGUAGAGCCGAUUCAUACACAAAGGGAUUUCGAAGGGAGCUCUCAGUGCGCUUCCAACGUGUGUCAAUUGUGAACCGAACCAGCAGAAACAAAAAAAGGAGCAAAAAUCCUCCCUCAACUCGGAACUCGACACGAAAACAGAGGUGCUAAAUACAACAAUCCGGCCUCCGCCCUGCCGAUUCUACCGUGAAGAGUAUCGCUCUCACGAUUCACGAUUCUCUCGUGUUGAGCUGCAAAAAGGUGGUCUCUCGGUUCUCUAGGAGGACAACAACGACUAUCCCUAUCCAGCUAGUAAAAACAACAACAAUCGGAGAGAUAUCCUCGUAAUUUUCCGAGAGAAUCCUAUCCUGUCAAAACCGAAAUCGAAUUGGGCCCCCCAACCACUGGCCCCACAGCGUAGAAUCGGGUUCAGGAAAUUGUGUGUUCCGAAAUCAAACAAUCAAAGUGUGACAAUAGAAGAAGAAGGGCGUGUGUGAGGAGGGGGGAAGAAGAGCCCGAGUGCCCAAUUUGGAAAACGACUUCGAACGGUGUGUGCUGUUUUGGGAAAAAAUAUUGUCGCGUACAAAGUGCUGGUCUUUGGUUUGGCACAUACGGAAGCAGCAAUAACACACAGACAGACACAGACGGUUCUGUGUUUUCGGAACACGGCGACGCUACUGCUGCUGCGAUACGAGAAUGAUGUGCGAACAAAGCAUAAUCGGAGCCCGCGCUUCGGUGAUGGUGUACGACGAUGGCCAAAAGAAGUGGAUUCCAUCGGGCAGUUCUUCCGGGCUGAGCAAGGUGCAGAUCUUUCACCACCAGCAGAACAACACAUUCCGGGUAGUGGGUCGCAAGCUGCAGGACCACGAAGUCGUCAUAAACUGUUCCAUCAUCAAAGGCCUCAAGUACAACCAGGCAACGGCCACGUUCCACCAAUGGCGAGACUCCAAGUUCGUGUAUGGGCUGAAUUUUUCCAGCCAACAGGACGCGGAAGCGUUCGCCAGAGCCAUGAUGCACGCACUGGAGGUCCUAAGUGGUCGCAUCCCACCGCCAACCAUGCAGACCAACCCCAAUCAAAACCCACUGGCCUACGAGGAGGACAUGGGUUAUCGCACAAUGACCCGCGAGGAUGCCGCCAUAAUGCAACAACAGCAACAGCUGACCAGCAACGGUCCUCAGCAGCAGCCCCAGCAACAACAACAGCAGCAGGUGCCACAGCCCCCCGUUGGUCCUCCGGGUGGGGUUGGAAUUCUGUCGCCUCAGACGCCAACCUCGCAGGGUAUACCACCGGGAGGGCCAGGUGGAAUGGGUGGAAUUUUGCCCAGUGCUGGUCAGAUGAAUCAGGUGCCACCGCAGCAACAACAGCAGCAGCAACAGCAACAACAACAGCAGACUCAUCAUCGUACUAGCAGUGCCCCGCAACCGCCAGCUUUACCGCCCCAGCAGCAGAAACCAAUCUAUGCAUCACAGCAAAGUAACUCCAGCACCAACAGUAUUACCUAUGGAAGCAACUCGCCACAGUAUCAGCAGCCAAUCUACGUAGCAUCGAACCAGCAGAACCAGCUGAUGAACCAGAUGGCCUCGCAAAUCCCGGCGCCACCGAUGCCGAACGGGGCGAUCUACGCCACGGCAACCUGCUCGCCAAACACCAGCAACAGCACGAACCCGAUCUACGCCGGCCAGCAGAUGAUGCUUCCGCCGGGACAGCCUACCAACUAUGGACAAACGAAUGGCACGUCGUACAACGCACAGCCACAGUACGGUAUUCCACCGGUUCCACAGAUGCCAAUACCACAGAUGCAACAGCAGCAACCCACGCCUCAGAUACAGCAAGUGAACGCCCCACCGCAAGCACCGCCACCACCGAUGCCACCGGCCUUUUCACUUGCCGCGCCAUCUAAUGUUCCACAGCCGCCGGCCCCACCUUUACCACCGGCCAGCGGCGGAGGAGGAGGAGGUGCCGCCCCUCCACCUCCGCCGCCGCCGCCCGGCUCCAAUCUGCUCGGAGGCAAGGGAACCGACGCCGGAAUCAACUCGCUGGCCCUGCAGCUGGCCACCGCCAAACUGAAGCGAAGUCAACCACCCAAGUCGGCCCCGGCGCCACCCGUUUCGACCACCGUCACGGAAAACAGCGGCAGCAGCACCUCUAGUGGAGGUAGUGGUAAUUAUGGAACUAUAGAUUUGCACAGAAGACGAUCAUCCUCCGGAAUGGCCUCGAUGAUGGACGAGAUGGCAAAAACGUUAGCCCGACGGCGAGCACAAGCUGAAAAGAAGGAGCCGGACUCCACCGAAGACGGCCCAGCGAAUGGUCGCCAGCGGGCGUGGGAAAAAUCCAGCACCUUGCCGCACAAACUGGGCAGCAGUCAGAACAACGCCAACAGCAACAACACCAGUUUCAGCGGAUCGGAGUCCCCGAAACCGUCGCGGAAACGGUUCGGCAGUGCCAGCGAAGAAACGAUACUCAAGCAAAUCAACGGCGACAGCUUCUCGCUGCCCAGCGCAAUGGAGCUGGAAAACUUCAAGGAGGAAAUCCUGCGGGAGAUGCGGAACGAGAUUGCGAAAGCGAAACAGGAAAUCAUCGAAGCGAUCAAAUCGGAAUUCAACCGGAGGUAAAAGACGGGCUGUGGGCAAACCGCGAGCGCAGCAGCACCAAGGCUGGAUAGUGAAAUUGUAAUUGUCUGUAGUAGUUUUUACGAGUCGUGCGACGGGAGAGGGCGGGGCCAAAGCGCGCCUUCCUCCGGGUGGGUAUUUAUUUAAGUGUAGUAACGGGCGGACACCGAUUUGCGACGGCGGUGCGGUUAAAACGGGGUGCGGGUUUUCCCCAUCGAAGUUUUUUUUUUCGAGAUCUCUCGCGAAACGGGGAUGUUAGGUCGUGUUUUUUUAUAUAGAGAAGAAAAGCCUGCCAUAAUAAGUACGCUGUAUAAUGCGUACGCUCUCUGAUCAGGCGCUGGACAGUGAAGGGGGUUCUCUUUUGAUGUUUCGGAGGUUCUUAUCCGGAGACUCGCAACGGCACGACGGUUCUUGGGGGAAGGUCGUCGUCGUCUUGUGUACUGAAGAUUCGAUACGUGCGGUGCAUGGCGAUUGCAGCGCGAAAUAAAAGCGGGGCUAUAUAUAUGUUAAAUAUAUACAUAUACAUAUGAAACUAAUUCACACAAUUGAAAAAUUAUACAACUAAUCUAAAGAAAACAAAAACUGAAGGAAACUAAUAACCGAACACUUACUGGAACGGUAAACUGCAAUUUAGAG